Molecule: messenger RNA, 1551 nt
Organism: Budorcas taxicolor (takin)
Lineage: Eukaryota; Metazoa; Chordata; Mammalia; Artiodactyla; Bovidae
Gene: GCNA
Product: germ cell nuclear acidic peptidase
Exons: 11
Coding region: 1-1551 (516 amino acids)
Cellular component (GO): nucleus
Source: RefSeq, a predicted model, not a curated record
AUGGGCAAUUCAAGCAAGAAACAGGGCUCGCUUAUCCAAGUCCUUGCAAAUGAUGAAAUUGUUCUGGAGGAUUUGGCUCGGUUUUUCCCUGUCGCCCCCCAAAAUGAAGGAUUGCUAAACUACGUCAUCUGUGUGAAAUGGCGCGGCGCAUUCACUGUGGAAAGAGAUGGACGUGAUUCCGGAAUUGCUCGGGACCUUGCACACCACGCACUUGUCCGAGGAGAGCAGCGACUGACUAGGCCAGAGGCUGCAGAAGCAGAUGUAGACAUGUCCGAAGAAAGGGCUGGCCGUUUGAAGGUCGAGGAUGAUAAAUGCUACGUGGUGAUUGACUCAGACUCUGAUGAUGAAUACGUCCCUAAGAAAAAGAAACCUAAGAUACGUGAAAUAAGUAGCAAAGGUAAGAGGCAGAAAGUGUCUGAUACUAAGAAGCAGCUGACCCAGGAGGCUCCAAUAGUUAUCACUGAUGAUGAUGAUGAUGAUGAUGAUCUGGAAAAACCUGUGGUGACAGAAAAUGGUUCGUGUGAUCAGAACAAAAUUAUCAAAACUGAGGAAGAGAAGGAUGAGUUUGCUGUCCUCCAGCACAAGUUAUCUUCUGCAGCUGGUAAGCAGAGUCUUCUGAAAAAUCUCUGCCAGCUGCCAAAUGAUGAUCCUAAAGCUAAACCAGAGAUUUUAGACAGAAAGUUGUCAACUGAUGAAGAGCCUAUGCCUGUGGUGGAACAACCAAGGAAAAGGAAAAAUAAAACUGUUAAAGAACGAAAGAAGCGUAAGCCUUCAAAGAAGAAACCCAAGACACCGAAAUCUGAAAAAUCCAAGCCUGGGGAUUCUCAGUGCGAAAUACCUGGAUGUUUCUUUCAUGGCCUUGAAAAUGUAAAGCAGUAUUCUGGAAGGAAUUACAAACGAAAUAAGGAUGAACUGAUUCAGAAAAUCUACACUCUGCUUAACAGAUCUGUCUUUGAUCAAAAGUUGCCGGAGAAAAUCGACAUUGGCUGGAAUAAUAAGAUGCUGAGAACUGCUGGCUUAUGCACCACUGGCAAGCUUCGAUACCCUAAGAGAGAGCGUUAUGCUAAGAUUCAGAUUUCUCUGAAAGUCUGCGACUCUGCAGACCGACUCCGAGACACUUUGAUCCAUGAGUUAUGCCAUGCAGCCUCCUGGCUGCUCGAUGGCAUCCGUGAUUCUCAUGGUGACAUGUGGAGAUACUAUGCCCGAAAAUCGAAUAUGGUGCACCCGGAGUUGCCCAAGGUCACCCGUUGCCAUAACUACAAGAUUAACUACAAGAUUCAUUACGAGUGUACUCAGUGCAAAUUCAGGGUCGGGCGCUAUAGCAGAUCGCUGGAUACCACCCGCUUCAUCUGUGCCAGGUGCAAGGGCUCUCUGGCCAUGUUGCCACUAACUCGGAAAGAUGGAACCCCCAUUAAGCCCCACUUUGAAGCAGUCUUACGUGUAAAAGUCAAAGUGAGCAAAUACAGCAGUGUCAGAAACCACUGCCAGUCACUGUGGAGCAUCAUGCUGUUUGCCUCAUGCUCCCUGCAUAUGGGGAAGGCUGAGGCCUAG